Messenger RNA from Cyphellophora attinorum, 1470 nucleotides. RefSeq names its product Iron transport multicopper oxidase FET3. Gene Ontology annotation, molecular function: ferroxidase activity; copper ion binding. NCBI's taxonomy places the organism in Eukaryota, Fungi, Ascomycota, Eurotiomycetes, Chaetothyriales, Cyphellophoraceae. The record is from RefSeq and is a predicted model, not a curated record. The transcript has 3 exons. Gene Ontology annotation, cellular component: high-affinity iron permease complex. Gene Ontology annotation, biological process: reductive iron assimilation; cellular response to iron ion starvation. The coding region runs from base 1 to 1470 and encodes 489 amino acids.
AUGAACGGAACCAGCCAGAUGGAUGGAACGAGCUAUGUCAGCCAGUGUGCAGUUCCUCCCGGAUCAAGCUUUGUGUACAACUUCAAAGCAGACCAAGCCGGGACAUACUGGUAUCAUUCUCAUGAGAAGUCGCAGUACCCCGAUGGUCUCCGAGGCAUGAUGGUUAUCAGUGAUCCGGAGGAUCCGUACAAAGCGCAGUACGAUCAAGAGAUUGUCAUCUCAAUCUCUGAUUGGUACCAUGGUCAGAUGCCAGAUCUGCUGUUGAAGUUCGACCAGCCUGAUAACAGGAUGAGAGAUAUCACGCCAGACUCGAACCUUAUCAACGACACGGUUGGAGCCAAGUUUGAGGUCGUGCCGGAGCGAACAUAUCUCGUUCGCCUUGCCAACAUCGGUGGUUUCGUUGGUCAGUACUUCUGGAUUCAGAACCAUGCUAUGACUCUUCUUGCUGAAGACGAAGCUAAGGAGGACGCCACUGCGAAUUUCCCAAUAGUGUCACGAAUGGACACAGGAUCAUUCUCCAGCCAUGUUCCGUGGCCAAAGAAUCUGGAUGCUGUGGCCUGGCUAACAUACGAUACGGAGGCCGACUUUCCAGACCCGGAUGUCUUGGAGGACAAGGAAUCUGCUUAUGCUCUGGAUGACAUGGCACUCGAGCCCUUGGACAAGCAGCCUCUGCUUGAGCCCGUCGAUCGUACACUUGCCAUCGACAUCGACAUGAAAACACAAGAAGACGGGAUCAUACAUUGGCUGUUCAACACGAUCAGCUACAGAACGCCAACACUGCCCUCCCUGUUCGCAGCUCUGGCAACAGGACCGGAGGCUACAGACCCCAAGAGCUUUGAGCGGUCGACUCAAACUUUUGUGAUGGAGCAUGGGCAAAUCAUCGAAGUCACAAUGAACAACAAGCAUAUGUGGAAGCACCCGCUCCACCUCCACGGACAUAAUUUCCAAGUCACGAAACGAACGAAAGGCUUGGUUGAGACCACACCGGAGGGACGUGCGCCGAUGAGGCGGGACACCAUCAAUGUCAAUGGUCAUGGUUGGGUGGCGUUCAGGUUCCGAGCUGAUAAUCCUGGUGUUUGGCUGCUUCAUUGCCAUAUGGAAUGGCACGCACAUUCCGGGUUGAAGGCCACAUUUGUCGAGGCGCCUUUGCAAUUGCAGCAGCGGUUGCGACUUAGCAAUGUUUCGGCGACUUUAGAUCCUAGUAAAGCUUGUGAUCCUGGUCGGGUGCAGGUGAUUUCGUCUAUUGAGGAGUCCGUUGGCGUGUUUGACGGCACUGAUGGACUCACGCGCCAUGCGUAUCUACAUCCGACCCCUCUGCUUAUUGCAGUCAUUGCACUUAUUUGCAGCCUCGGCUUGAUAUGUGCUUAUCUCUGGCGAAGGAGUGCUGGCACACAAGAAGGCAUCUACUCGCGCGUACCGAUGGUUGACAUUGAGGAGAACGACAAGCCGAAUGCAGCGGAACCACCUUGA